AUGAAAGCUACUAUCCUCUACACCUAUGUUGCUCUUAUGGGCAUGGCAAGCGCCCAACAAGCCUGUGAAGAAGGCAAACGCGUCACCAUCAGCCCUGGCUACACUGUCGAGUUCAAAUGCGGCAAGUACCGCCUUGGCCAGUCUUACAGUAAUGUCAUGAGCCACGAAGACUGCGCUGCAAAGUGUCAGGUUGCCAAUAUUGACGUUUGCACCUACCACGCGGCCCAGAAGAAGUGCAUCGUCGGCGACCCUAACGGCAAGGAAGGCACAAGCAGUGGCGCCACCUACAUGGUUAGGGUGCCAGAAGAGCCCGAAGAUCCCUUUGCUGAGGAGGAGGAGGAUCCCUUUAAGGAGACCUGCGAAGAAGAGAAGGAGGGCCUCAGCGGCAAACUGGGCAAAUGCAAUGCCAAAUUGGACAAAUACAACGCCAUGCUUGAUGCGGCACUGGGAAAACCCUCCUGUGGAGUCGAUAAGUGGGGAUAUGGCUAUUACAAAACAAUCGGUGGCAUGAGCCUCGCCGACUGCAAGGCGGCAUGUGAUGCCGAUAAGAAAUGUCUCUCCUACAGCGGUUAUACGCCUGAGGGUGUAAGGAACUGUUACCUUUACGAUAAGGAGACUGCCAAGGUGCCUGACAAUAAGUACCCAGGCUGGGCGCAGUCUGACAUACGUUGCAACUAA
Fusarium coffeatum is the source of this 678-nucleotide messenger RNA. RefSeq lists its product as uncharacterized. Bases 1 to 678 code for a protein of 225 amino acids. The transcript has a single exon. The record is from RefSeq and is a predicted model, not a curated record. NCBI's taxonomy places the organism in Eukaryota, Fungi, Ascomycota, Sordariomycetes, Hypocreales, Nectriaceae.